AAACUACAAAGAAGCCUCCACCACCUCAGACGCCAUCACCAUCAGAUCACGAUAGGACCCUUAAACCUGCUGUUCAACCUGAUGUCCCCAAGCCAGGUCCGCCUACAAAUCCUAGAGAUACUGAUAACCCCAAGCCGGGCCCACCUGCACAUCCUGGAGACACUGGCUACUUUGAAGAUUCAGAACUACUUGAUGGCAAUUUACCAAAAGGAGGCAGCGAUGGUAGUGACAGCAAUGAACGAAAGGGACCAAAUCCAGAUAGUAAAAAAGAAAAUGACGUUUCUCAGGGAGAAAUAGCUGGAAUUGUAAGCGCUGUGCUUGCUACUGUAAUUGGAGCAGUAUCUAGUUUCAUUGCUUACCAGAAGAAGAAACUCUGUUUCAAACAAAGCGCAGAUGAAGAGAAUGUGAAUAUGGAAAGCCAUCAGGGAGCGCAAUCUGAGCCACCUGGUAAGCAAAGAAUCUAG
Messenger RNA from Eurypyga helias (sunbittern), 464 nucleotides. Its product is annotated as CD99 antigen-like. The transcript has 8 exons. Gene Ontology annotation, biological process: homotypic cell-cell adhesion; T cell extravasation; positive regulation of neutrophil extravasation. Lineage: Eukaryota; Metazoa; Chordata; Aves; Eurypygiformes; Eurypygidae. The annotation marks the transcript as partial. The record is from RefSeq and is a predicted model, not a curated record.